GGGCUUGCAUGACUCAUCCCAAUCAAGCAUCAACUAAUGGACCUCACCAUAAACAAAACAUUCCAUUAAACAAUUAACCAAGACAUUAAAUGGUGGCCUCGAAAUCAUCAAGAAUCAAUCACUCAUGAGAGAGCAUGGUUUAACUUAAAAUCUUGACUAGACAUUAACAUCCACUUUCGACCCAUCCCAUCUCAUCCCCUUUAUCAUCUCGCGUUUGCAAUUAAUGCAACCGUCCCUUAACCAUUUCCCCUAUUCUACGUCUCAUUAUCUUGAUCACAGUACUCACACCCCAGAUCGUAAUCUUCCAUAAAGCCGGGUUGACUGUCUUUUCCAAAGCUGUUGACUUCGAACACGUUUGCUGAAUCUUUAUCUGGAUUCACAACAUCAUUUUGCUUCACGAUUGACCCGUUUUUGAGGUAGUUAAAAUGGGGGGUUGUGUCUCCACAAAUAGUCGGAGUUUUGGCGGGAAGAGAACCAGAAAAACAUUUUCUGAUCAAGUUACCGCGUUUCAGCACUCGUCGUCGGCACCCAAUAGGAUAUUUGCAAAUGGGAAAAGCCGAAGUUCUUGUAUAUAUACUCAACAGGGUCGUAAGGGAAUCAACCAAGAUGCAAUGAUCGUAUGGGAAGAUUUUAUGGCUGAUGAUGUGACAUUUUGUGGAGUAUUUGAUGGGCAUGGGCCCCACGGACAUCUUGUUGCGCGUAAAGUUCGUGACACGUUACCGGUGAAGUUGUUUUCUUAUCUUGAUUCCUAUGAAUCGAAGAAAAACCGGUCUGCUACUUGUAUUUGUGGCAAUGUGGAUUCUGGAUUAGAUGGGGGUGAUGGUGAAGAAGAAAAACCGGAGUUGUUAUGGAGAGAAGCUUUUCUUAAAUCAUAUAAAGCCAUGGAUAAAGAGCUAAAAUCGCAUCCCAAUUUGGAUUGCUUUUGUAGUGGUAGCACCGCAGUGACCAUUGUUAAACAGGGAUCAAAUCUUUUCGUGGGGAGCAUUGGAGAUUCGCGUGCCAUCAUGGCAUCUAAAGACAUAAAUGAUUCACUCGUAGCAGUUCAGUUGACCAUUGACUUAAAGCCGGAUCUACCAAGAGAAGCUGAAAGGAUUAAAAAAUGCAGAGGUCGAGUCUUUGCAUUACAAGAUGAACCCGAGGUACAUAGGGUCUGGCUACCGUUUGAUGAUGCCCCGGGCCUAGCAAUGGCACGGGCUUUUGGAGAUUUUUGUUUGAAGGAGUAUGGAGUGAUCUCGAUUCCUGAAGUCUCUCACCGGAUUCUCACCGAAAGAGAUCAAUUUAUCGUUCUUGCUUCUGAUGGGAUUUGGGAUGUUUUAAGCAACGAACAAGUGAUCGAAAUCGUGUCAUCAGCUCCAACUCGGGCAUCAGCAGCAAGAUUACUAGUCGACUCAGCUGCCCGUGAAUGGAAAUCCAAAUACCCGACAUCCAAAAUGGACGAUUGCGCAGUCGUUUGCUUGUUUCUGGAUGGUAAAAUGGAUUCAGAAUCAGACAACGAAGAACAUGGGUUCUCUUCGACGCUCCAGAGUAAUGCAGGCGAAUCGGACGACGGCCAGAAUCCCGAGCCAUAUCUGCAGAGAAAUGCUACAGUGAGAUCAUCUGAAGAGCACAGUGGUGGUCUUAUAAGAGAGCAAAACGACAUAGUUUUGGAGACCAAAGGAGAAACCAGCUUGGGGGUGAGUGAAGAUCAGAACUGGUCCGGGUUGGAAGGGGUCACUCGAGUCAACUCACUGGUUCAACUUCCAAGAUUUUCAGAGGAGCAACCCAGAACUUAAUUUUUUUAUUUUUAUUUUUAUUUUUUGAACGGCAUGUUUAGUUUAUUAAGUACUAUUACUAUUAUAACCUUUGUGUUUAUAUAAUGAUUAAAGGUCAAAUAUUGUGUUUCUUAGGAAAAAGAAUUAUCUUCUUGUUUCCUUAAAUACAAUACAUGAUCUGGUAAUUGUUUGUUGCAACAAA
This is a messenger RNA of Helianthus annuus (common sunflower), 1953 nucleotides long. RefSeq names its product probable protein phosphatase 2C 52. The transcript has 6 exons. Gene Ontology annotation, biological process: protein dephosphorylation. Gene Ontology annotation, molecular function: protein serine/threonine phosphatase activity. Lineage: Eukaryota; Viridiplantae; Streptophyta; Magnoliopsida; Asterales; Asteraceae. The coding region runs from base 426 to 1772 and encodes 448 amino acids. The record is from RefSeq and is a predicted model, not a curated record.